Messenger RNA from Phragmites australis (common reed), 478 nucleotides. RefSeq lists its product as uncharacterized. Gene Ontology annotation, biological process: cell fate determination. The coding region runs from base 1 to 387 and encodes 128 amino acids. Lineage: Eukaryota; Viridiplantae; Streptophyta; Magnoliopsida; Poales; Poaceae. The record is from RefSeq and is a predicted model, not a curated record. The transcript has 2 exons.
AUGGAGGCCAAGUUGAAGAUCGUCGCGUUCUUGCUGCUCCUAUGCCACUGCAGCAGAGGAAAUGCAGAGUACUGUAAGCUGUCAGACCUCGCCGUCACCCAAACUGUCUUGCCGGGGAAGCAGGUCAACGGCUACCCGGAGUACUCGGUGGCGGUGGAGAACCGGUGCAUCUGCACGCAGGCCGACGUCAAGCUGGCGUGCAGUGGGUUCAACUCCUCCCUGCAUGUCGACCCCUUCGUCCUCCAGCCCGACGGCGACGGCAAGCUCUGCACCCUCAACGGCGGCCGCCCCGUCGGCAUGGGCUCCGAACACGCCGUCAAGUUCGACUACGCGUGGAGCUCCAAGUUCAGCUUCGAGCCCGUGUCAUCCACAAUCGCAUGCUCCUGAGCCCUGAGCAGUUGUACGAAGCCACGGGAACUGGAAUCUUUCUUCACAGGGACCUAGCCAUGGAAAGGUUCUUUACUGCGACAACAUCUAG